Messenger RNA from Akanthomyces muscarius, 1332 nucleotides. RefSeq lists its product as uncharacterized. Gene Ontology annotation, cellular component: membrane; glycosylphosphatidylinositol-mannosyltransferase I complex. Gene Ontology annotation, molecular function: GPI mannosyltransferase activity; alpha-1,4-mannosyltransferase activity. The coding region runs from base 1 to 1332 and encodes 443 amino acids. NCBI's taxonomy places the organism in Eukaryota, Fungi, Ascomycota, Sordariomycetes, Hypocreales, Cordycipitaceae. The record is from RefSeq and is a predicted model, not a curated record. The transcript has 3 exons. Gene Ontology annotation, biological process: GPI anchor biosynthetic process.
AUGGCAAAUCCAGCAGCCGUCUCCGCCAACAGCGGUGGCAGCGGCCUCGGUGCACUGUACGCGCUGUUCGACCCCGUGCCGCUCUUUUCCAUCGCCGCCGUCCUGCGCAUCGCGCUGCUCCUCUACGGCAUGUGGCAAGACGCCCACUCGGCCGUCAAGUACACCGACAUUGACUACCUCGUCUUCACCGACGCCGCGCGCUUCGUCGCCGCCGGCGAGAGCCCCUACGCGCGCGACACCUACCGCUACACGCCCCUGCUCGCCUGGCUGCUCGUGCCCACCGCGCACCGCCGCCUCUUCGAGUUUGGCAAGGUCGUCUUUGCGCUCGCCGACCUCGUGGCGGGCUGGCUAGCCGUGCGGCUCCUGCGCGGCAGAGGCCUGACGGCGCGCCGCGCGGGCGCGUUCGCGGCCAUCUGGCUCUGGAACCCCAUGGUCGCCACCAUCAGCACGCGCGGCAGCGCCGAGGGCCUGCUGGGCGUGCUGACUAUGGCGCUGCUGUGGGCGGUGCAGCGCAAGAGGGUGGCGCUCGCGGGCGCGGUGCUGGGGCUGGGCGUGCACUUCAAGAUUUACCCAUUUAUUUAUGCGCCGGCGAUUGUGUGGUGGAUGGACGAGGAGAGGAUGCGUGGUGGUGCUGCUCCGGCCAACGAGACCAAGAAGAGCCCGUCGUUGGUGGAGGCGGCGAUCAACUUCGUGACGGUCGCGCGUGUCAAGCUGGCAGUCGUUAGCCUGUCUACGUUUAUGGCGCUCAAUGUGCUCAUGUACUCGAUCUAUGGGACUCCGUUCCUGGUACACACGUACUUUCAUCAUUUCACUCGUAUUGACCAUCGGCACAACUUCUCACCAUACAACAUGCUUUUGUACAUCAACUCUGCGACACCGGCUGGCUCCGCCCCGGCCGAGUCGCUACACACCGAGUCGCUGGCAUUUGUGCCCCAACUUCUCCUGUCGUGCGUGCUGAUCCCGCUCGUGCUGGCCAAGAGAGACCUUGCCACAUCCAUGAUGGCGCAGACGUUUGCUUUUGUCACCUUCAACAAGGUCUGCACGUCCCAAUAUUUCCUCUGGUACAUGAUCUUUCUGCCGCUUUAUCUCCCCGGCUCAUCUCUGCUGCGGAAACCCAAACUAGGAAUUUCGGCCUUGUUGCUGUGGGUUGUUGCGCAGGGCGCUUGGCUGCAACAGGGCUACGAGCUCGAAUUCCUCGGAAAGAGCACAUUUGUGCCUGGGCUGUGGUUGACUUCACUCGGCUUUUUCUUCGUCAACUGCUGGAUAUUAGGUAUCAUCAUUAGUGAUGGAGCACAAGGGCCUUUGUUUCACGAGAAGACGCAUACGGAGUAG